Messenger RNA from Brassica rapa (field mustard), 12371 nucleotides. Its product is annotated as transcription factor ORG3. Gene Ontology annotation, molecular function: RNA polymerase II transcription regulatory region sequence-specific DNA binding; protein dimerization activity; DNA-binding transcription factor activity, RNA polymerase II-specific. Gene Ontology annotation, biological process: regulation of transcription by RNA polymerase II. The record is from RefSeq and is a predicted model, not a curated record. Gene Ontology annotation, cellular component: RNA polymerase II transcription regulator complex. NCBI's taxonomy places the organism in Eukaryota, Viridiplantae, Streptophyta, Magnoliopsida, Brassicales, Brassicaceae.
GGCACAUUCCAUUUUUAAUAUUGUGUUUAAAAUAAUUUUUUUGAAUCAAAUUAGAUGGAGUUUUUAAUUUUUAUGUAAAAUAUAUUAACAAUUAAUGUUAUACGACCAAAUAUAUUAUGCAUUAUUAGUUGAAUUGUGAUUAAGCAAAAAAAAAAGUUAAUGAUUUUUAAUGUACACGAUUAAAUGUUUUUUAAUCUGUGUGAAUAAUCCUAAAAUUUCAUCUAUUAAAAACGGAGGAAGUAUAUGUUAAUAAAAUGAUUGGUUUCAUAUUAAACCGGAGUAAAAUAUGACAUAAUUUGAUAAAAUAAUAAUAUUUGAAAAAUAUUAGAUAAAUCUAUGAUCUCAUUAAAAUAAAAAAUUAUUAAUUUUAUAUAUAAAACUUUAUAUAAACAACAAAACAGUGGAUUGUUUAUUUUUAUUCAUAUAUACAAUAUUAUUUUCUAUACAACAAAAUUUUGUUAUAUACAAAAUUUCUAAUUUACAGAUCCAAAAUUAGUUUAAUGAAUGUGUUUAUUGUUAUAAAACAUUGUAGUUGUUAGAAGGGUACUUUUGAGUUUUGGUACCUUAAAAAAAUUAUAAUAAAUGAAAAUUCUAAUAAAUUAAAAGAAAUAUGAUGUAAAUGAAAGAGGAGGAAAGAAAAGAGAAGAUAUAAUUUUAUACUAAGCUAUAUAUGAGUCUUUACCAUCGUCUUUUUUUAUAUUUCAUUAAUUCGAUUUCGUUUUAUUAAGACUUAAUUCUUUACAAUCCAUGCCUUCUAACAAAUAUCAUGAACUAUUCUUGUUGGUUGAUCACUUUUUUUAAACGAAAUCGAAAAUAGCAGGAAGAUUGAAAUAAUUUUGAUUAGUUAUCGGAUCAUAAAAAUCCACCUCCCGAAUAUCUCUUUAUUCUCUUCAGGAUUGAACAUCGAUUGCAAAAAUUUGAUAAACGCUCACUAGUAUAGAUAUCCUACCCUCGAGAAACAUAUAAGGGGCCAAAUGAAUUUCAUAUCUAAUUGGGUUUUUCAUUUUAAUAUUUUACUGUUAUUUUUUUCAAAUUUCAUGUAAGAAUGUAUUUUUAUUCAAAAUACAUAAAAUAUAUAAAUUAAUCUGAUAAAAUAUAUUAAAUUUAAAUUUAAAAAAUAUAUUAGAGUAAGAUUCUCAAAUAGAACUAAAUCAUGGUUUGACAAGAUUAGCACACGAGAAAAAAAAAUCCUGAAAUAACAUUACUUAACAAUUAAAAAUGCAUUUAAUACAAAUUAGAUAAAAAGAUUAAAUUAACUCUCUUAAAUUAUUUAUAAAUAUUUAAGAAUAAUUUAUAAAACAUUUAUAAACUCAACCCACCCUCUAAAAUAUUAAACCCUAAACAAUAAUCACUAAACCCUAAAUCCAUAUCUAAUAUAUUUUUGAUUAAGUAUAUUUUUGAAAAGUGGUGGCCAACUUAGGGUAUUUUUUAAAAAUAAUUAUUUAUGGCUUGAGUGCCAUUUUUUAUAUAUAUUUUUAGAAUAGCAUCUUUUUAAAAAUGAGUGGGUGGAGGUUGGAUCAGGGUUUAGGAGUGAGUAAUUUUAUAAUUUUCAUGUCAAAUGAGUAUUAUUUUAGAAAAUUUAAUCAAUGAGUGCUAUCUUUUAUAUAAUUUUUUAGAAUAGCAUUUUUUAAAUUUUACUUAAUAGAUGCUCCUGUCAACUUAAUUACAAAUCAUUAAAUACAUGAUUUUGAGAAGCCGUAUGGUUAGUUUUUAUGAUGAUAGAGAUGUAGGGACAUGGGAACUCCUACGAUUCACAUUAAUGGGAAAGAAUAACAGCAAGCUUUGGGAAGUUUGCUGUGUUUCCUCGAAAUAGACUAAUGGACAUCAAUAAUUCACGUAGGUUUUAUGUAUCGGAACCACAAGAAUUAUCGGAACCACCAUCCACAACAAGAAAGAUGCAGAAGUGGAAGAGAAUAGUGUCGUGGAUGAGGAAGCAAAUGUCUUAAGGGUAAUGAUUGGAUAGAGACGACAAGUUGACCCUAAAUCGAUAGUGCUUUGUUCUUAUACAUGAUAAAUCACCAACUGAUGUUAAUUGAAUUAAGACUAACGAGCCUCACAUUUAUUAAAUAUUUUAACUCGUGAGAUGCUCUUUUUUUUUGUGGGGGCGAGGGGAGGCGGGGACAACAAUUAAAUGAAAUGUUUAUGUUUAUGUUUAUGCAUAUAUUUAGAUUUAAAUUUAGAUUUUAGAAAAAUGAUUAAUUUAAAUAUCUAAAAAAGUUUAUAAGUUUUAAAAUCUAUGUAUUUUGGGUAUUUAUGUUUUGAUAGUUUAUAUUUUAUGAUUAAGAGUUAGAAUUUUAAGUUUUAGAGUUUGCGUUUGGGAGUUACAACUCUUCGAUUAAAAUGGCAAGCUUACUAGAAACUUUACUAACCAAAAUAUAAAUAUGCUGCUUUAACUAUGUUUCAAAUAAUUCUACUACUUUCUAAUAAUGAAAUAUGAAAACAAUAUUAUAUCGAGAUCUCAACAUUUAAUUACAAACGUCAACCCUUUCUUAUAUUUUGCUUAAAAUUACAAUGUUCAUCAAAAUUAAAACUUUUUAUUUGCCGAAUCAUUUCAGGUAGAAUGUAAAUCUUGUACUUUCUAAAUGUCCACUAGCGGUUUAAACUUGAAUCUUACCAAAUAUUAUAUAUAACCAAAGACUACUUUUAACCGCAACUGUAUUCACAAUUAUAAAGAUUAUUUGUUCUAAACUCCCAUAAACACACAAACUAGAGUUUUACCCCGUCUAAGGUUUAAAAAAAAACAUAAACAUCAUAAGUUCUAAACACUAUACCUUUAACCAUAAACUCUAAAACCUAAAGAUAUGGUAUAUAUGAGAGAAAAAAACUGAAUUGGUAGUCUUUAAUAAUAAGGAUCAUAAUGCAAUGACAUUUUAACACUGGAAGAGGUGAAAAAGAAAUUAUGGAAAAAAGCACAACGUGUGCAUGUUUGUAAGGAUGAUCAUUGAUCUUUCAAGUUUCCCACAAAUAAUAUACACUUAGGAUGAUGUUUUUACAUUUACAGAGGCUGGAAGGAAUCUGAUUUUAUGCAUGAGAAAGAUAGUUUAGUACAAAGGGGACUAUGCAGCAAGGCAAUGGGAGUAAGAAAUGUUUGAUGCAAUCUUACACCUUUUCAUGCAGAGUUUGAACUUUGAAGUACUCGGGCAAUAAAGUGCAUGACAGCUUACCAAUGAAAAGAUGUGGUUUGUAUUAUAGACUACUCUGACCUGGUGAAAAUGAUGCCAAUUCACUCAUUUUGAAUAAUUUAACCGGUGUAAGCGAAUUUUCUAUUUUCCCAUAUUUUGAAAUUAACAAAUUUCAAGAAAAAAAAUACAAAAUAGAUAAGUUGGCAGAUAGUGCUCGAAUCACUCAACUGCUAUGUUUUGCUGAUCAAAUUCCACCUUUUUGGCUAACUUUCAGUUUAGUCUCUUUUUCUGCAUUAUGUUGAAAAAGUAUAUAAUCAUUGUUCGUGAAGUGAGUAUGAACUUUUUUGGUUUUAAUAUCUUUACAUGAUAUUCUUCACCUGAAGACAAUAUGCCACUUUUUCGAAUACAUGUCUUUCUAAAUAAAGUAGCUGAGUUUAUUUUUUAUGUAAUAAUAUAUUUAGGCCCUAAUUUUACAUUUAAUAUUUUGUUUUCAUGUAAAACACAUCAAUUGAUAUUCAUUGAUUUUUGAUAAAUUCAUGGACUUACAUAUAAAUUGCUGAACUAUUAUAAAAUAAUUUACCACUAUGAAAAUCGUUAAUGGAUUGUUUUACCAAAUAUAAUCUAAUGUUAAGUUUUUGAAACAGAAUUAGAAUGUUAGUUUUAUAAGAAACUUUACUAACCAAAAUAUAAAUGAUCUGCUUCAAAAAAAGAUUUAAAUUAGUUUCAAAUAAAUAUACUAUUUUCCAAGAAUUAAAUAUGAAAACAAAUUAUGUUUUUGUUGUAUCUAUACUCCACCCAACAUAUAUUUAAAUUAUUUAAUAGAUUAUUAGUAAAUUAAUUAUAGAUGUAUAUAAUAAUUGCUCAGAAAUUUCAAUUAAUCAUUUGUGAGUUGGUAUAGUGAUUAUCCCCAAAUAUGUUCAUAACAUUUCUUUGAUGUAGUGAGAAUCAUAACGAAUAUUAAUUUUAAACCAUGGAAAUGAUAGUGAUGUAAUUCAAAAAUGUAACAACGGCAAUACGGCAUAUAAAACAAGUUUUUUGUAGGAAGAUUAAAAUUGUUAUUUCCUAAAUUAAACAUCAUUUAUUAGCUACACAAAUAUUAUUUGGAGCAAUUGUAAAUGUACUGAAGAACAUAAAUUGUAACAAUAAUAGAAAACAUGUUAGUUUUAUAUUGAGAAUUUGAAAAUAAAUUCUAAAACGAAAAAAAAAAAUUUUUGGCGAAACACCCCUUUCUACGAAUCAUAGAGAAUAUGUAGAAUAACUUUUUGGUAAAAAUGCUAAUAUAAUGCAGAAUUUGUUUUUAAGAAAACUAAUACAGGGUGUCCUUUACAAAAUUCAGCUAUUUAUAUAAACCCGUGUGGUAUAUACUUGUGGUAUAUGCUUACAAACAUGAGAUUCCUUGUUAUAGUAUGUAUUUACAAACAUGAGAUUCCUCUUUACAAAAAUGAGUUUCUUCGUCAUAUGCUUGUGGUUAAGGCUUUACAGUUCACAAAUACUUAUAAUAUAGUUUGUUACUUUGAUUGAACAAUGGAGAUUUAUUUGUUUAUUUGGUUAAUACAAUCUAUAUAUUUAGGUGUAGCAGGUCAGUUAUGUCCCAACCAAAAGAGCUUCAAGCGAAGAAAAAGCUAUAAAAAUUGUCUUCAGUCAAGCAAAAAUGCAUGCACUGGGCUCUCUAUUGUUCCCAAACUCUGGGUGGGCACCAACGGGAGAGUGCGAGAGCUACAAACUCGUCCGAGAUAACAACGACUCAUUUCUUGAUUUUCCGGUACCGAAGACGUAUGGAGUGCUCCAUCAUCAGACCAGUUUAGGGGUUCCUGUUUUGUCGGAGGUAAAUGGAUUAAACAACAAUUCGGUCGUGAUCAAGAAGCUUAAUCACAAUGCCAAUGAGCGUAACCGUCGCCAGAAAGCCAACGCUUUGUUCUCAUCUCUUCGUUUAUGUCUUCCAAGAUCAUAUCAGUCGAAGAAGCUAAGUAAUCCCGAGACCGUUUCGCGGAGUGUGCUGUACAUACCUGAGCUGCAAGAGGAAGUGAAGAAGCUAAUACAAAAGAAGGAAGACCUCUUGGUGCGAGUAUCGGACCAAAGAGAACAUUACGUUAAGCCGGAACCAAAGGUGGCUGCUAGUUAUUUCUCCACCGUUUUUGCGACUAACCUUGUAGACAACAAAGUGACGGUCCAAAUCUCAUCGUCCAAGAUUCAUAAUUUUUCGAUAUAUAAUGUGUUGAAUGGACUAGAAGAAGAUGGGUUUGUUAUCGUGGAUGUUUCAUCUUCGAGUUCUCAAGGAGAAUGGCUCUUCUACACUUUACAUCUUCAAGUAGACAAGAUUGAUAGUUACAAGCUAGUUUGCGAAGAUUUAAGUCAAAGGGUUCUGUACUUGUAUGAGAAAUGUGGAAACUCGUUUAAAUGAUCAUUUGUUCUUGUUUCGUUUUAUGUGUCGUCCUUUUCUACAGAUAAGCUGUCAUUCUUGAUUAAUGUUUUGUAACGCAAGAGAUCAUGCUAAUCGUCUGUGUUUCGUUUCUAUAUUAUCGGAUGUUGACUUGAUUAAUGUACAACUUGUACGUAGUUGAGUUGAUUCUGUUUUUUUUGGUCAAAGCCAAUGAUCGAUUACUAGUAAACUACCACUAAGUUCGUAUUACAUCAAUAAAUUUCAGUUUUGACUGCGAUUUAAGAAUAGCAGUUAUAAUUUAUGUAAAUACUUUUCUGGUGGCAAAAACCCUUUGAUUAUUCCAUCUACUCUUCUUGUUUAAACCCUAUAUCUACUAAUAAUAGGAAUCCUGAUUAAUUCCAAAGGUUGUGAAUCCAACUUAUGUUGAAAGGUUGUGUCUUUUGAAAAAGAUGUGUAAAGAGUUGUGUCUUUUCUAAAAGUUCUAUGUUGUAAGGUUGUGUCUUUUCUAUAUUGAAAAGUUGUGUCUUUUUAAAAAAAAUGUUUAAAAGGUUGUGUAUUUUCUAGAAGUUCAAUGUUGUAAGGUUGUGUCUUUUCAAAAAGUUCACAUAAAUAUCUUUUAAAAUGUGAAAAGUUGUGACUAUUCUUAUAAGUAUCUUUUGAAAAUAACUACUUUUAAGUUGGAAAGAUGUAACUAUUCAAAUUGAAUAGUUGUGACUAUUCACAUUUUUUUUGAAAAUCUAUAAAUAGUCUUUGGUAUACAUUUCUCAAAAUAAAAUUUUCACUUACCGAACUAAUAAAAUGGUGGAAAAAAGGUUAUAAGCAGUUACUAGGUUACCAAUGAAUUCUUGUAAUGAGAAAGUAUAUGAAAAACCUACAGUAUUUAUGUUCUCUUCUUGCGUAAUAACAGCUUCUAAUAUGAUCUAAUUGCAUCCAGUUUGCUGUUGUUCUUCCACCCUAUAAUCGAAUGCAAGAGGCAGAGGAUUGACUUGAACCCAUUGAAUAAUAGCAAAAGUGUUAAUGUAUAUCUUACUAUAAUUAUAAAAAAGAAAAGUUUCAAUUUUAUGAAUGACUUUUAAAAGGAGAUCAGUGCUAUACUUGAAUUGAAAUUCAUUUAUUAACACAUUUUCUGAUUCGAAUUUGACCCGAGAGGAUUAGGGGAGUUUGUUUAUCUGAAAGUAGAACAUAUAGGCAAACAAUAGAUGUUUUUUAUAGAUUGAAGAUAUCGGGUGUUGAUAAAAUAUUGUUUAGAAGUGAAUAGACAUGUCUGUUCAACAUGUGACCUUACGUUUUUUUGGGUGAACGAGAGGUGACCAUACGCGUAAAACAGUUAGUCUUAUUAACAAAGAAAAAGAACCUUAUAUUACACGUAAGGUUGACAAAGCGACAAUCCAACAGAACUUUCAUAUUAACAUAAAAGAUAUUAAUAUCAAAGGUUAAAGAAUUUCAAUUUCAAAGUAUUAUCCUGGCCGAACAAUAAAAGAAAAUAUUAUAAAACAUUUUGAUUUUUCAAUUCCAAUUAAUUCUAAAGACUGUGAAUUUCAUUUACGUUGAAAGGUUUUGUCUUCAUUUUAAAAGUUGUGUCUAUUCAUAUAAGUAUCUUUACAAAAUAAUUACUUUUAAAUUAAAAGAAUAUGACUAUUUAAAUAUAUUUAAAUUAAAAAGUUGUGACUAUUCAUAUAAAUAUCAUUUGAAAAAGAAUAACUUUUAGUAAUUCUAAUUAAGUUAAAAGAUUUUAUCUUCAUUUUAAAAGUUGUGAUUAAUCAUAUAAGUAUAUUUACAAAAUAAAUAUUUUUAAUUGAACUAGAACAUUUUAGAGUUACAUGUUAUAAAACAUAGUCUCUCAACUUCACUGAAAUUCACAACCGUUAUUGUUAUGAUAUAUUAUACAUGAAAAUAACAUUGACAAUAAGGCUGAAGACAAUGUCUAUAUGUCAUUUUUGAGUGAAUUUAUUUUUACAAUAAAAAUAAUUUUUAUUAUAAAGAUAAUUCAUAUACUUUAAGUUCUAAUUCGGAUGGUAUAACAAUCACUGAAACAAAUUAAUAUUUUCACCAAUAAACUAUUCUACAAAUAUUUUCAGUAAAACAAUAUAUGAUAUAUGCACUUAUGUAUCUUAUUCAUUUAGAAUAUUUUUUUAUUGAAAUGGUUUGUGGUUAUUUCUCAUUUUACUGAUAUCAUACAUUUUUAAAGUUCAUUAAAAUUAAAGAGCGAUUUGCAUGAAAAAUAUGACAUAAGUUUAAAAUUUGCAAAUAUGGAACUUGGGCCAAAAACACACUGAAACCCAAACUGUUCAUGGUUGCAUUUACACAGUUGCCCCUAUAACUCUGCUACGGUAAGAAAGAGAAACAAAUUAAUAUUUUAUUUAAUAUUUUAUGUAAAAAUGAGAAAUCUAAUAAGUUAAAAACAUUAUUUUGUCUCUUCUUUCACGUUCUCUCUUUCUCUUUCUCUUUCUAUUCUGUAAUUUUCUUCAGAAUUAUCAUCAGUCUUUUUUUUCUUUCUUGGCAAAUCCAAAUCUCAAUUUUGUAAAUCAUAAACUCUUUUCAAUUCGAUUAAGUUUCGUCUAUCCAAUCAUAUACGAAAUAUAAAAAAAAAACAUUUUUUUCUCUUCGUCUCUUUGUACGAGGGCGCGUGAACUAGUCUCAUCACCAUCCACCGCCACCUCCGCCACUUUACCAUCAUCAAGUAUCAUCUCUGGUGGAUCAGUUGAGAAGACAAGAGCAGGCUAAGGGUAAAGUACCCAAGUAGUGUACUUUUUCUUAAUUGUUAUCACAGUUCUUGGAAAUGUUUUUCAUUUUUAUUUAAUAAUGAUGUAAUUUAUGAAAUAACCGGUUAACAUAUUUUGUUUGUCUUUUUGUUAUAGUUAGCCGGCUACGAAAAAUGAGUACAAUAAUAGACUUAUAUUUGGUGUUUGGACUAGUGAAUGUAAAAAAAUUAUAUGUUCGGCUAAACAGAAAAUUAACUCUCUAACAAAUCACAAUACAUAAUAUUAAUUUGUGAUUGGCUAAACAGAAAAUUAACUCUCAAUCAAAUUGCAAUAGAUUUACAUGUACGGCUAAAUAUAAAAUUAACUCUCUAAUAAACUGCAAAAUAUAUGACUGAAUUUACUUUUACGGUUAAACAUAAAAUUAACCAUCUAUUAAAUCACAAUAUAUAUGACUAAAAAAAUUGUUAGCCGUAUAUAAUAUAUUAUAUUCGACUAAACAUGAGAUUUCCUAUUAAAAUAUUUUAUAUUCUUUAUAUGGUUAUGCUUAUUGUUAGCUGGUUUGGGAUAACAUACCAAAUUAUUUAUGUUUUACUAAUAUUGUAUCUUGAAUUGUAAUAUUGCAUUUGUUGUUUGCAUGAAAUCAAAACAUAAACGCGUAAUUAACAAGGAAGAUGAUAUUCAAGGCCUGUGAUUCAUACAUAUUAUAUUAUUCGCAACAACGAUUCUUUUGUGUGUGAUUCAACAGAGACUCAUGCAACUAGUAAUCCAAGAUGUCAUCAGUAAACAGACGGGCCCCUCUUCCGUCAGCUUCUACGGCCAAUCUCCGUCGUCGUCUAAGGUAAGGAAUGGCUCCCUCUAGAUCAAGGAUUGUGCUCUUUCAGCAUAGAUGCGAUGCGUCUCCGGGAGCCUCUGUUCUUCGCUUCUUCUUCGGCAUCCUCUCUCUCAUCCUUUUAUUUGUUCUAUCUCCUCUUGUUCUUCUUCCACCUCUAUAGCAUCAUGGAUCUUCCUCCUCUCCAUUAACUGAAAUGAAGGCAAGUUGUAGCAAGGGUGAGGUGAUGGAAAGCUGUAACAUACGUGAGGUGACGGCGUGACGGUGAGCUUGAGCAGAGGUGAGGUAACUGUGUGAUGGAGAGCUUGAGCAGAGGUAAUGGUGUGAUGGAGUGACGAUGUGACGGUUAGUUGACAUGAUGGUGUGACGGCGAUAGAAAAGAAAAGAAAGUGAUAAAUUUGAAGAUAAGAAGAGAGGAGAUAUCAAGAGUGUAUUAAUUAUGACGGAGAAAACGAGGUAAUUUUGUAGCAAUAGGCGAUGAAAUUAUCGAGGAAAACCAAAGAGUAUCGACUGGUGGAUUAGGAAGUAACUCUCUCUUGACAAAUAUAAACACGUGUAAUGUAGAGAUACAGAGGUUCUGAAUAUGGUAUAGGUUGUGUUUUCGCUCAACAUAGGGGUACAACAGCCAUUAUAAAAAAACACAUCAGCGAGAAAGUGGAUUUUCCAUAUCUCCAAAUUAUGCAGUUAUCUUUGUACAUGGAGUGCAAUUUCUCCAAAAUUAAAAGUUCUAUAUUUUUCACCUUAUUUUAUUAUACCUUGAUGAUAAAUGAACUUCUUUGAUAGUUAAAUAAAAUGCUUUAUAUAACAAGUAUAAAUUUUACAAAUUCACAGAUGUUUUUAAUAACAUUAGUUCACGAUAAUAAUUUAAAAAUGCAUAGAUAUAAUGUGUGCGAUUACUAAUUGGUAUUGACAUAUUGUAAUUUUAUAAUAAAAAAAUAUAACUACAUGUAAGAUGUUUUCGUAACACAUGUAUUUCUUCAAAAAACAAUUAUAUAAAAUGUGGUAUAUUUUUUUUUACAAAAUGAGUUUUCGUGCGAUAUCGCACGGGUUCUUUACCUAGUUUUAUAACAAAAGAAAAUAUGAGAAAAGACAAAAGAUAUGUUAAAAAAAGGAAAAAAAAGGUGUGUUUAGAAGAUUCGGUUAGCCAUUAUUUAUUUAAGAGUAUUUAAUAGAUGGUCCUGCCAUUUAAAUACUUAUUUCGAAUCAUUAAAUACAUGAUUAAUGAGAGCCUUUUGGUUGGGUAUCCAUUGAUCUUGGAGAUAUAUUACUCCAAAAAUAACAGAUUGCAAAACUAACCAAAAACAAUUGUGGUUUUGUAUUUAUUACCGCCUCGUGAAUAUUAUAAAGUCUAGCAGCAAACAGAUUAUUAGUGAAUCUGGUGAUCUAAGCUUUUUCUACUCGGAUUACUAUUUAAUAGUGAAUCUGAUGACCUACGCUUUUCUAGUCGGAUAUACUCUAUAGAUAGUGCAUUUACAUGAUAGAUUAUCAACCUUUGUUAAUUAAAUUAAUAAUAACUAGCCUAACAUUUAUGUAACAUAGUUUACAAACAAAAAAAAACAUUUAUGUAAUAUAAUAAUAUCCAACUAGGAUGAAGUCUUGCAGCAAAUAGAUACUUUUAUUGUUUUUUUUUUGAACAAAAGAUACUUUUAUUGUUUUUUUGUUGACUCUAAAACAGUAAAAGUAUCUCGAUCCUUGCUUUGCCGUACGAACAGUGGAAUUAUCUGCGCCGUCAUGCACGAUACAAAGGUAUACACAACGUUGUUUUUUUUUUUUGUAACUUAUACACAACGUUGUUAAAUUUCUAACUUCUCUUAUGCAUUACUUUGAGAUUAUGAUGGUGAAUUUUUUUUAGUGAAUCUGGGGAUAUUCCGAUUUUAAGAUCCCCAAUAUUAAUCUUGAAAAAGGAAGCGCAAUCCAGCUGAUAAACCUUUUCUUUGGAUUUACAACUGGGGCAAAAAACCUCAUUGUGUGUGUAAAAGUAAAACAUAGUGGGGAGUAUAACCUCUCUCUCUAAAAACAAAACACUCUCUCCUCUCUCUACUACUAGGGUUUCCACCGCUGCCUCUCCGCCUUCCGGCGGUCGCCGCCGUGUUUCUCUGGCGGCUGCCGGACCUAGCUUUUCUUUUUCUUUUUCUCUUUCGUCUGGUUCUGUGUCCUCCUUGUCGUCUCCUCCCCUGUUCUCUUCUAUGGCUUCUUAACGUGCAGUGAAGGUUCUUUCCGGUUCAGAUCCGGAGUCUUUCUCUGGUCCACGGCCAGAUCUGGGGGUGAUAGCACUAGAGGACGGUGCUUGUUCUUCCAAUGCUCUGUUCCUGUCGCCAGUUUCGACUCUGUCCGGUUAAGAGGUUUUGUGGCCUUAUUGCGCGUUGAGAUUGGGUGGUGUUGCGUGGUGGUUGCAGAGAUGCUGGCCCGUGCUACGUAAGGUUCUGUCAGUGGCGUGGUGGUGCUCUACGGCUUGGGUUCAGUUAUGCUUCAGAUGGCGCGGAUCUGGAGUUUGCUCUCUCUUCUUCUACCGGUGGUCUCCGGUAGGUGCGCGUGGGCUCUCUUGGUGUCGGUAUCUCUGGCUCCGGUGAGCUCGUGUGGUAACGCGCGCGAUGGUCACGGCGGCGCGGGGUGGUGGCAGCCCCCGCGUUUUUUUCAGUUGGAUUCUUUGUUUUCCUGUCCUUAUGGGCAGUUUGCCGGUGGUUCCGGUUUGGUCUGUGCCGUGACCUGAGUCCUCCACGACUUCAUCUCCCUUUGAAUAAGGUAUUGCGGCUCUUGGAUGAACGCGUUUGGUGGGUUGGACUUUGUUCUUGUUCUUGUGUAGUUGUUGGUCUAUCGGACGGCUCAUUCUACUGCAGUUGCGCUUUCGGAGAGUUAGCCAUCUUUCGGUCCGCUAUCUCUAUAUGGGAUUUCGGUUCAAUGGGUGUAAACGGUCACGGCGAGCUGGAAUGGAGGCGGCAAUCUCCGGGACGGUUCGACGAACGACAGCAUCGUCGAUCGAUGGUUCUCUCUCAUGCCGUCGAAGGUUUAGUUGUCGGGGUAUUGAGUUUGUUUGUGUUUGGAUUCUUCAUUUGGGUCCGGUUAUGGCAGAGUGGUCAGAAGCUGUAGGAGCCGUAGCAUCAAGGUUUGAGGGCACCUUUCUCUCGGUAGCUCGCGGUGCCCGACCCUUGUCUCGACUGGUCUCGGUUUGCAAGGUUCGAGCUUGACUUGUAGCUCAUCGGGCUCUUAGACUUUGUCCCGCUAUCUUCGUGUUUUUUUCAUUCCGUUUAGGAUCUGUUGUUUAGUUUCUUUUCCGCAUUCCGCUACUUGUUCACUGUGUAAUUUCUGUCUCAAAACCGAAAAUUGGUAUAAUAAUUUAA